GCGCCUGACCGCGCUCCCCUCACAGUGAACGCGCAGCGGGUCGCCGCCUCAUAACUGGUUGUCAGAGUACAGACCGUACAGACAUGGCCGCUCUCAGUAAAUUACCACACAGCUGCUACGAGAUCGGGCAUACCUGGGACCCUUCGUGUGUGCAGUCUGCAUUGGAUGUAGCAAGAGGUGCUUUGGAGGUGUCCUUCAAAAUAUACGCCCCUCUUUACCUGAUAGCAGCAGUGCUAAGGAGAAGGAAGAAGGAUUACUAUUUAAAAAGGCUUCUCCCAGAGAUCCUGUGGUCUACCUCUUUCCUCUCUGCCAAUGGAGGGCUCUACAUUGUUUUCUUCUGCAUUCUCAGGAAACUGCUUGGAGGGUUCUACCCCUGGUCUGCCGGGUUUGGCUCGGCGCUGCCUGCCUCCUAUAUCGCCAUCCUCCUGGAGCGCAAGAAAAGGAGAGGGAUGCUGACAAUAUACAUGACAAAUAUUGCCACUGAGACUUUGUUCCGUAUGGCAGUGACACGAGGGAUCGUUAAACCCAUCAAGCACGGCGAGGUGCUUUUGUUCUGCAUAACGGCAUCUCUCUACACGUUCCUCUUCAGGAGGAAAGAUGGUCUCAAGGGGUUUGCCUUCUCUGCAUUAAAGUUCAUCAUCGGGAAAGAAGAGAUUCCAACUCACUCUGUAGCGUCAGAACAGAUCAGACCCCUCGAGAGGACAGCUGCUAUAGAGACUGAGCCUUCACAGGCGUCAGCAGAAAGACCCGACUCCAGCAGGAAAACUCUGCUAGCCUACACCAGGGAGCUGAUAGAAUCAAUAUGCAAAAAGGGUCCAAGACACAGAUGUUGCAAACAUUACCAAGACAACUGCAUUUCCUACUGUGUGAAAGGAUUUGUCAGGAUGUUCAGUGUUGGCUACCUGAUUCAGUGUUGUCUUAAGGUGCCUUCAGCGUUCAGACACAUGUUUACUAAACCCUCACGCCUCCCGUCACUCUUCUACAACAAGGAGAACUUCCAGCUAGGGGCCUUUCUAGGAUCCUUCGUCAGCAUCUACAAGGGAACAAGCUGCUUGCUGCGCUGGCUGCGCAACAUUGAUGAUGAACUCCAUGCACUGAUAGCUGGCUUCCUGGCUGGUACCUCGAUGUUCUUCUACAAGAGCACGUCGAUAUCCAUGUAUCUCUUCUCAAAGCUGGUGGAGACCCUUUACUUUAAGGGCAUCGAGUCCGGACGGUUCCCUUACUUUCCUCAUGCAGACACGGUCAUCUAUGCCAUCUCCACGGCAAUCUGUUUCCAAGCUGCUGUGAUGGAAGUGCAGAACCUUAGGCCUACAUACUGGAAGUUCCUGGUGCGUUUGACUAAGGGCAGAUUUGCUCUGAUGAACCGGCAUUUGCUAGAUGUGUUUGGGACUCAAGCCUCCAGGGACUUUAAAGGCUUUGUGCCCAAGCUGGACCCUCGUUUCACCACAGUGCUUCCACCAGGAGCCGACAUCCAACUGGGCUGACCUGGGAUCAGGCUGUGGGAGGGGAUGUUAGGGGUUACCUCAAUGGACAGUGUGGCUGUUAUUUCUGAGUAACUGAGAAAGGUGUUAAGGUGUUAUAACAGCUCAGGAGUUGUGAAGUCGUGUUAUUAGAUGGGGAAAUGCUUUAGAAGAUGUCGGGCCCUAGAUGUGUCCAAAGCAGGACGUCAUGAGUGUCGAGCAUGAUGCUGCACACGUUCACAGCCUGGGGUUGUGUGAAACAGGUGACUUGCAAAAUAUAUAUGAAACAUUUUUACACUUAAAAACCCUUUACACUACAAGAUACAUAUUAAAGGUCCCCUAUUAUACAGUUUUUCAUCAAUAUAUUAUAGGUCUCAGAUAUAUACAAACAUGUCUCAGAAGUGUUUGGCUCGAAAUACCAAACAGAUCAUUGUAGCAUCCCAUAAUCCCCUCUGUUUCAAAAGUGCUGAUUCUGGGUCAGUUAUGACGCGUUUCCACUGCAGCGGGUAGCUCGCUUUAAGCGUGCCGAGCCGUGCGGGGCCCGUUUUUGGUUG
Molecule: messenger RNA, 2014 nt
Organism: Gymnodraco acuticeps
Lineage: Eukaryota; Metazoa; Chordata; Actinopteri; Perciformes; Bathydraconidae
Gene: tmem135
Product: transmembrane protein 135
Exons: 15
Coding region: 84-1484 (466 amino acids)
Source: RefSeq, a predicted model, not a curated record